AAACGUUAUUAAAAUAAUGUUUAUUAAUAAAAAAAAUUGCACGUAAAAUGUAAUAAAGUAUGAUGCUUAUUAAUAAUAUUUAAAAAAUUAAUAGUGAACAGUUUACAGUAGCAUAAAAGCUUUUUAAAGAAUUAUUAAUGAAUUUUUGGAUACUGAAAAAAAAUGGAGAUUAAUAAUGCUGGCGCGAAUAAUAAUAUUAGACGUAUUGGUUCCGAAACUGUCCACAAAAUAUGUUCUGGCCAGGUUGUGCUAAGCUUAGCUGUAGCCGUUAAAGAGCUAUUAGAAAACUCAUUAGAUGCAGGAGCAAUUAAUGUUGAUAUAAGGUUAAAAAAUUAUGGAGUUGAUCUUAUUGAAGUUUCUGACAAUGGAUCUGGUGUCACAGAAGAUAACUUUGAGGCUUUAACACUCAAGCACCAUACUUCCAAACUGAGUGAGUAUUCAGAUUUGCUAGAUGUAUCCAGCUUUGGAUUCAGAGGUGAAGCUUUGAGCUCACUUUGUGCACUUGCUAAUCUUACAAUAACGACAAGGCAUAGAACUGCUGAGUAUGCAUCUAAAAUACAGUAUGAUCACAAGGGAAAUAUUAUAAAUAAAACACCCUGUUCUAGGCAAGUUGGAACAACAGUAACUCUAUCAAACCUUUUUUGCACAUUGCCAGUAAGGCAAAAAGAAUUACAUAAAAAUGUCAAGAGGGAGUUUAAUAAGUUGACAAAUUUGUUGUAUGCCUAUUGCUUAAUAUCUAAGGGAAUAAAGAUAACUUGUAGCAAUCAAACCAAUGCUAACUCAAAAUCUAUAGUUGUAGCUUCAUCUGGAUCAUCUCAUAAAGAUAAUAUAGCUUCUGUGUUUGGCUUGAAACAGUUACAAGGAUUAUUGGAAAUAAAAACAGAACAUGUAAGUAGUAUCAAAGAUAACAUUUUAAAAGGAUUAUCGGGCGAAAUUAAUGAAUGUCAAGAAGAUGUCACCAUAGAGGAUAUAGAAAUUGAUUUGUCUGAGGACUCUAAUGAUGCUGAAGCAAAAGACUCCCAAGAAUCUCAAGAUAUCACACUAUCACAAAAGUCAAUGGGUUACAAAAAUACUCCCAGUCCUGUUAACUUAGAAGGAUUUAUUUCAUCUUGUGAACAUGGCUGUGGCAGAUCCAGUACAGACAGGCAAUACUUUUAUGUAAAUUCAAGACCAUGUGAACCUGUCAAAGUUAUGAAACUUGUUAAUGAAAUUUACAAACAAUUCAAUGUUAAUCAGUAUCCAUUUAUAUUUCUCAAUAUUAAUAUAGAAAGGGUUACCGUCGACAUAAACCUGAGUCCUGAUAAAAGAAAAGUAUUUUUAACUAAAGAGAAAGCUAUUUUAGAUGUUAUUAAAGCAUCUAUAUCAAAACUAUUUGAAAGUAUUCCCAGAACAGUAAGAGUUGAGACCAGCUUAAAUUUAAAAGAUAAAGAAAAAGCAGUUUGUAAAAUAGACCAGCCUAGAAUUUUUAACUCUUUUAUGCAACAGUUUUCAGUAAAGCAAGGAAAGGAGUCAAAUUCAGUGUCUUGUACUAAAUCUAUAAAUGAAUCUAAAAAUGUCGAUUUAAAACGAAAAUCUACAAGUAUUUUAGAUGCAUUCAUUAGUAAGACAAAAAGAGUACAUGAAGACACAGAUCAACAACAAGAUUUAAGUUAUAAAAAAAAUGUGAUAGAAACGACAAAAAACGAUGAGGACUUAGAAAUACUAGAUAAUAAUGAAGUAAGACCAGAUGAAGUCAAGGUAGCACCAACAGAUAUUGUGUACUUAGACUAUAGAGAAAAUAUACCAGAAACACAAGUAAGAAAUGUUUCAGAUGUUAUUUGUGAAGAGUCCCACACAAUAUAUUGUAAACCAAAAACUGUAAAGAAACAAAUAUCAGAUAUUUCAAGUAUUGCACCAAAACCAAACACUAAAAAGGUAGUAACAGAUAAAGAUGAGAUUGGGAAAUCUAAUAGAAGAUUAAUUAACUUCAAAACAUCCUUAAACCAUGUUCAAGCCAUGGUUGAAAUUUAUAAAAAAAAUAUUAAUAGUUCAUUGCCAGAGAGAAUAAAAUUCAGAAGUUCAAUUGAUCCUGUGUUCAAUAAAAAAUGUGAAGAGGAAUUAAGCAGAGAAAUAUCUAAGGAUUCUUUUAAGCAAAUGGAAAUUUUAGGUCAGUUUAAUUUGGGUUUUAUAAUCACUCGGUUGGAAGAUGACUUAUUUAUUAUUGACCAACAUGCAACAGAUGAGAUAUAUAAUUUUGAAUCUUUACAAAAAUCUACUGAAAUUACUAGCCAGAAAUUAGUAAUCCCACAACAAUUAGAAUUAUCUGGAAUGAAUGAACAAAUUUUAAUAGACAAUGUGAGUAUAUUUAAAAAGAAUGGAUUCACUUUUGACAUAGAUGAAAAUUCUCCACCAACAAAAAGAGUAAAGUUAUUGACAAUACCCAUGUCAAAAAAUUGGAUUUUUGGUAAAGAUGAUAUUGAAGAACUGUUAUUUAUGUUGAAGGAAUCUCAAUCGGAAUACUGUAGGCCAAGUCGAGUGAGAGCAAUGUUUGCUUCAAGAGCCUGUAGAAAAUCAGUCAUGAUUGGAACUGCUCUUAGCAAAUCUGACAUGCGCAAACUUGUAGAUCACAUGGCAGAAAUUGAUAAACCAUGGAACUGUCCCCAUGGAAGACCAACCAUACGUCAUUUGGUGAACAUAGCAAUGGUUCACACAAGUAAAAAUCAAUGAUUUUUAUUAUUUUUAUCACACUUUCAAAAAUCAUGUAUUUUAAUAUUGUUUUUACUUAAAUAAAAAAAAAUUGCUUUAUAA
Leptidea sinapis is the source of this 2787-nucleotide messenger RNA. It is a transcript of the gene Pms2, whose product is annotated as mismatch repair endonuclease PMS2. Gene Ontology annotation, cellular component: MutLalpha complex. Gene Ontology annotation, biological process: mismatch repair. The record is from RefSeq and is a predicted model, not a curated record. The transcript has 8 exons. Gene Ontology annotation, molecular function: ATP-dependent DNA damage sensor activity; mismatched DNA binding; ATP binding. Bases 163 to 2706 code for a protein of 847 amino acids. NCBI's taxonomy places the organism in Eukaryota, Metazoa, Arthropoda, Insecta, Lepidoptera, Pieridae.